This is a messenger RNA of Dichomitus squalens LYAD-421 SS1, 687 nucleotides long. Its product is annotated as ankyrin. The transcript has 10 exons. The record is from RefSeq and is a predicted model, not a curated record. Gene Ontology annotation, molecular function: protein binding. The annotation marks the transcript as partial. NCBI's taxonomy places the organism in Eukaryota, Fungi, Basidiomycota, Agaricomycetes, Polyporales, Polyporaceae.
UCAGUCCAUGACGCAGCUUUGAACAAGCAGUUCGGCUUGGUUCGGUCUUUGGUUUCGCAAGACCCCGUACUCGUGAAUGCUAUAGACGACGAUGGGCGGACGCCUCUGCACUGGGCUGCGUCGUCUGGCUCUGUGGAUAUUGUUCGGUUUUUAAUAGAUCAGAAGGCCGACGUCAAUCGCGGUGACAGUGGCGGUUGGACGCCGCUCCACAUUGCGUCAAGCGGUGGCUUUGACGACGUUGUCCGGGAAUUGCUCGGCGCAGGCGCAGAAGUGAAUCGAACGAAUGACAAAGGCAUUACUCCUCUGCAUUACGCGGCAUCGAAAUCUCGAAUCGAGAUCGGCAAGCUGCUGAUCGCGAGAGGAGCUGACAUCAACGCUCGAGAUAAGGCAAAUCAGACUCCACUGCAUAGGGCGGCGACGACAGGGUCGACGGGCUUCAUAAAUCUCCUUCUGAACCCGCCUGAGGGGUCUCCCAAGACCCGCCUCAAUACCGCGGAUCGCGUUGGCAACACGCCGCUGCACCUUGCGAUGGAGUCGGCGCACGCAGAGGCAGCUUGUCUCCUCAUUGAGGCUGGCGCAGAUCGUGAGCGGGAGAAUCUCGAUGGCGAGAUGCCAGAAGAUCUCGAGGGCGUGGGCGGACAGGAACAACGACGUGCGAAGGCGUACGUCAUUGAACGAUGUGGCAAA